AUAAUGACACUAAUCAACAAAAAAAUUCACAUAAAUUAUUUGAUUUUUUUAUUAUCGUGAAAGUGCUUGUUUAUCAUUCAAAAUAUUAUGAAGUAAACAAAUUAUCAUUUUAAUGAUCGAUUGAGACCUGCUGAAAUCUUGUUUAUUUAUUCUGUUCAAAAUUUAAUGUCAUAUUAAUUAUUCAUAUAUGAGAAGAAUUUCUUUUUUUUUCUUAAAAAAAUUUUUCUAAAGAUCAUUCUCACUCUAUGUGAAUAUUAAAAUCAUUUGUGAGAUUUCGAAAGUAUGAAAUUGAGUUCUGAAACGAACAAAUUUCAUUCAAACUAUAAUUAUCAAGUUUCUAUAAAAUAUGAGCAAAAUAAAUCUCAAUUGAGGUACAAGUUAAAAUCGUUUGAUUGCUCUAAAACUAAUCUCUAUUCAGAAAGUAGUCGAGUUGGUAGUUAUCAUUUUUUUCAAGUAAAAAAGUUCAGACAACUUGAAAUAUUGUUUCUUGGAUAAAGGUAUAUGUUUUGAGUGUAAAUCAAAUCAUCAUUGAAUGUAAGAAUUUACAAUUUCUUCAUAAGAGUUUCUAUUGUUUUGGAAAUGAAAUGAAAAGAAACGAACAUGAUAAAAUAUGUUUUAAUGCAAUUGUAACCAAAUCUCUAUCUAGAUGAGUUUGAUUACGGUUGAUAAACAUUUUAAUCUUAUUAGUGUUAUCUUUUUUUGAGUGACUCUAUUUAUGAGUUGAUGGUGCAAGACCAAUACUUCAUAAUAAAAGGGUAUAAAAAGACAAUAAAAUCAUUUCAUUCUCUAUUAAUAACUUCUUUAGAACUCAUUUUAGUAUAAGAAAAUUUUUACAAUGAAUACCUUCUUCACAAUUGUAUCUCUAGUCGCUACCUAUAUUGAUUGGUACGAACCAAUUGAAAAUAUACAAAAAAAUAAAUCUAGUAUUCUAUCGAAAUAUCUUUCAUAGGUGUGGCUCAAUGUAAUAAUGGCACACAAAUAUUUGCCGAACGAGCUAGCUCCUAUUGCUAUUAUUGUUCGAAUUGUCCGCGACCAUUCACUACUUUCAGUUCAUCUGUUACGCAAGUCCCUUCAAAUACGGGUUGGUGUACUAUGAUGAGCAGUACAAGUUCACUUGAUGGGAUUUAUACUCGAGGCAUUGCACAACCAGAUCUCUGCAGUUCUACUGGAUGUUCAUGGAAGAUGGUCGGUCGAGUUAAUACAUGGGUUUGUUGUUGUAAUCAAGAUUUAUGUAACGCAUAUGUUCCAAAAGCUUGUUACUAUGGUUCAAAUUGUCCACGACCAUUCAGUCCUUACAGUUCAUCUGUACGGACUAUCGAUUCAACUACAGGUGGAUGUGCUAAAAUGAGCACAACGAGUUCACCUGAUGGAAUUUAUACUCGAGGUGAUGCUCCACCAAAUGCCUAUGAAGAUUCAACGGAUAAUGAAUCAGCAAAUGACGAAUUGACAGAUGAACAACGGUCAGAAAGUAAUAUCAAUAGUGAAGAUGCUAGUGAAAAUGAACCUAGUCGUAAAAAAGACUCAAAAAUUGUUUAGUAUUAGUAUUAAUUCACUGUAUCUGAUGACCUUUGAAAAUAUUUUGUUGUAUUGUAACAUUUACUCUAAAAGCUUCUGUGUAUUGUGGUCAAAUUCUUAAUAAAAAUUCGAAAAAUAGCAGUGAAAUAAGCUCUAAAUCGCAAUGGUCUUUUAAGUCAAGCAUACUUUCAGAUUAUUAUACGUCAAUAAAAGAUUACUAAAUUUGAGGUCUAAAUAUUUGGGUAUAUGUCUGAAAACAUUCUUUCUACAAAAUGAGAUAAUUUUCAUUAAAAUCUAAAACUUUUGAUUGGAGACAAUGACCGUGAUCCUUAUGCAAUGACUCUUAUGUAAGAUAUCUGAUGGGUACAGUAUACAAAACUUUUCAUGAACAAUUUUUUUAUUUUAACUCAAGUCAGCGUUAAAUUCUCUAUUGAAUGGUAUAUAAACUGAAUAUUAAGUCAUGUGAAUAUUCUGCCAAAACUCAAUCAAUCAGAUCUUCUACUACCUUGAAACCUAUACAGACCAGAAAGAUGCUUAUAUGGUGAAAUAUAAAAAUAAGAUGAAACUUAUUUCAAACGACCUUUGUUGUUUUCUAAUCCUACCAAAAUUACUCGAGGCCUCUCUAUAUCCUAUACUAUAGUAAAAAUGGCAGUAUAUUGUAAUAAGGCUUGUAGGGUCGAACUUCAAGAUCUCAAACUUUUGAUUACAUGAUUAAGUAGCACUAAGGUAGUAGUCUUUAAGAAAAAAAUUGAGCAAAUUCUAUCAUACUGAUCUGAAGAAAGCCUAUCGUGAAGAUAGUCUAAGUUUUGAGCCUAAUAUAUUAGGAAACAUCCUAGUGAAAAGAUAUCGUGAAAACAUUUUAAAUGAAAAAUUAACACAAAAUGAGUUUAUUUAAUAAAAAGCUAUUUUGGGUGCUCUUAGAAGAAAUAUCAUAUCUCAGUCAAAAUUCAUCCUUUUAAUCUAAAAAUUUGGCUAUAUGCCUAAAACGUGCAUCUCGUGUAAUGAUUCCUAGAUGUGUCAUUUCAGAUUCAUUAAAACGGGUUUUAUUAUACCGUUUAAAGUAUAUCUAAAAUGUGGAUUUAUACACGUGUAGAUGUUAGAAAUUUUCACAUAAAUAAGCAAACAUAGCUAAAAUAGUUCAUUUCUCAUAUUGAUUUCAUUAUAUUUUGUUCAUUGCAAAACAUAAAAGGAAAUAAGCAAGAUAUUCUUCUUGUUUUUAAUAUGUGAGGUAGUAUCAGUAGAUAUGCACGUAGUUUCUUAAAACAACAUUUCAAAAAUUGUAACGCUUUUAUAAUUUCUCCUUCAAACUAUCUUAUUAAUUGCAAAUGUUCUGUUGCGUUAGGUAACAAAGCAUUUGUGUCCGAAAGAUCCAUAAUCAAUGUGUUCAAUCUACUCAUCUCUAGCACAAAUCAAAUAAAAAAAAGCCUCAAUUUUCUCUUAUUCAUCUACAUGUGGCUCCGAUUAGAACCAUAAAACAUGUUUUAUGUGAUAACAUAUAAAUAGCAUUCAAAGAUUAAUCUAUGGUAUAAAUCAUAAAUUAAUACUUCGAGUGAUAAAUUUACAUAAAAAUUGUUUCGAUGACAUUGCUAAGAUUGACUGAAGAGCUAAGAAAUAGAUAGAUUUGUUUCAAAAGAUAUCAGUUAUUAACAACUACUUGAAGUACUUUUUUUUGACAUUAAAUUUUAGUGUAGCUUGUUCUGAUUCACAUAUUUUAAAUAAAAGAGAGAAGAGAGAAUAAGAAAAAUAAUUAAAGAGCAUGUAUUCAAGCAAAAUUAAAUUAUGAACUACUGCAAAAAAAUAUUCUCUGUGCGUUAUAAGAAACAGAUUAAGGGGACCCCCC
Molecule: messenger RNA, 3355 nt
Organism: Rotaria sordida
Lineage: Eukaryota; Metazoa; Rotifera; Eurotatoria; Philodinida; Philodinidae
Source: the annotation of a GenBank genome assembly